AUGCCGCCCAAGGACCCUGCCGAGGAGCAAGAGCUAAAGGCGUACAAUAAGGCGCUUGAGGAAAAGCAACGCCAAGAAAUGAUUAUAUAUCGGGAAGAGUUCAAGCGAUAUCAGGUAAUUCGCGACAUGCUUCUUGAAUAUUGGAAUCAUGUGUGUCUUUUCAUCCAAAAAGCAGAUAACCUGGAAAAGGAGCGGAUAGCUGCCGAGUCUCAUGAAAUGCUCAACCUUCUACAGACCUGUGGGAUGCAGGCCGCAGAUGACAUGCUAGAAAUAGAGCAAGAACGCAAUUGGCAAAUUUAUCUUGGGAAAAACUCCACUGAGAAAAGCGUGCUGGCCCAAACAGAGAUACUGAUCGCAGAGGUCGAGCUGCUUUUGAAGCACAUACACCCCGAUAGUACGACGCACUCGCUCCGGCAAAACCUCUCCGGCAUUUCAUCAGUACGUCGCUUUAUCGAGGACAAAGCGACACUUUUUGACAUCUACGUUGCAAUCGCCUGUGAAGUUUCUAAUGUCCUGGCCUCUCUAGAGAAGACUAUUAGACAUAGUCCUGAUUUUGGAAUGUCUCAACUUCGAAAGGAAGACGCAGCACACGACCUAGGCGAACAUCAGCCGGCACGCACCCUGGAAGAUGGGGACCAUAGGCCAGACCACGAUGGUCCUGGGCCCCAUCUUGCUCACCAAGACAGCCCAUCUUUGAUCCCCACCUCUUUACUGUCUCAGGAGGAACACGCUGCGAAUGAGAGUGACAUUCCUUUGAUUUUGACAGAUGUACCUGGCAAUCGUGGAACAGAUCAAACUGCCCAGCAAGAGCUGUGCGAUCCGACUCUUUAUGAUCCUCAAAAUCCUCUGAUUGCUAGACCUAUUUUUCAGCCAAAGCAAUCGCUCCCAGAUAUCGUUGAUGCUACCCUCAGAAAGACAUACAUAAGGCCCAUAACAGUGGGACGACGUGCUCAAGGUGAUUUAAGUCGCGCCCAGUCAGCCAAGAAGAUACAACAGGCGGCGGAGAAAUCUCCAGGCGGGGAUAAGACACGCACAGCGUCUCCUAGUGAUGAGGCUGGCAAGCAAGGAAAAGGAAAGAAGAAGGGCAAAACCCAAGAAGCUGUUGCUGAGCAGGAGUUUCCAGACGAGCAAGUCAAGUCCUUCAUCAUGUAUAGCGAUAACAGAAUCUAUAAUUUUGACUCGAUUAGCUGUGGGGUUCUGCCUCCUAAUCCGACUCCGGCCAGCGUUCCGCCGAAUCUCACAGAAAAAGAGAAGAGAGGAUUUUCCCGUAUGAAGAGUGGGACAAUAACAACGACUGAUACAUCUGCAGCUCGUAUUAGAAGCUCGUCUUCUGGGUCUACUUCACCCUUGCCGGGAGGUCAAAUUUCCCAGGGCGGUGUCCAGUUUGAUGCACAGCUAGACAAGGGUAUAGAUAUUAAAAACGCGACAAAAUAUGAUCAAUAUAUGACAUACAUAACCACGCCCACGCUCCUCUUACGAACUAUGCAAAAUCAGCAAUAUAUCCCAAGAAGCCAGCUUGAGAAACUGGCGCACAUAGCUACGCUUCAAGCCCAGCGUGUUCAGCUUCGCUCAAUUCUCUUUACACUGCACGAUAUGUGCUCCAAGUAUCUUCUUGAUCACUCUGAUGACUACCUCCCGCCGACAGCUGAGCCGAUCAAGCUGUCUGCUCCUGCUGAUCUCUUCUCUCUCGAGGAGUACGAUGAUAUAGGAGAGUCAGAGUCGUCGGAUACCAGAACAGAUAAGGCGUCAGAAGAUCUGGACUCCAACGUGUCUGACCGGGAUAAUAUUCUUGAUCCCGAUAUAAAGGAAGCUGCUCCAAAGCCGAGUAAGGCGAAGGGUGGGAUCUCACUCUCUGCAUUGGAAGCGCAUAACGCCGCCAUAGCCGCCAAGCUUCAGGAGCAGGAGAAUGCGCCAAGUGAUUCUCCUCUCCAGAUGCAUCCUGGAAGCAAGGCUUCAACAAGGACAAAAGACCAGAUGACGCUUAAUUUUGACGGUGUUGUCAAGAAGAUAACCAACACUGACAUUAUCCAUCAAAACAGAGCAAACGCACACGGGCCAUAUGUUCCUCUGAUUCUCUCCCAGAUCUCAAAGCGUGAUAUUAAGCAUGACGAAACGUUUAUUAGCACGAUACCCCUUUCCGUUUUAGAUCCGUCCAAUACUAGGUAUAUCGGCUGUCGCAGCACUAUGAUAGACGCGGAGCCGACAAGAGCAUCAGACAACGCAUCUCCGUGCGAUAUCAAGCUGGGACCGACUAUUGCCGGAAGUCUUAAAUCAUCAAGCCGUCCUACGAGUAGCACAUCUCAGAAGAAUGUUGCAAGUAAUCUGACAGCUCCGAAAGAGCAGGCUGGUGAGACUUCUACUCCCAAUAGUAGGGUUGUUUCACGGGAGAGCAUUGCUGCUAGGGACAAGCUUUCUAAAUCUCGUGAUGGUGGGUUUAGAGCAGCCCAACUGAGCAGCACAGAAAGAGGUGACAAGGAAUCCCAGUCAACGACGAGGAAGAAUGUUACCCCAAGUCUACAAGCGAUGUCUCAUGGUUCUACUAGGCAUGCGUUAGAGCCACUCAGUAGUAAUAUGCUAACUGUCGAACUCGUGAAUAAGUACCUUUAUUACUUUGGCAAGAGGCUGAAUUUUAUGGAGAAGAAGCCCCUGAAUCAUGCCCUUCAUGUCUGGAUUAAUACAGCAAAGAAUCCUCGCUUUAGGAACGUCCGCUUUACACCUGCUUUGAAGCUGGUUCUUCCUAACAGUCUCUGCCUCUCCAAUGUCGCUGUGCGGCUUUGUGUAACACCUAUUGAUCUAGUUGGAUAUAAAGCAGAGGGGCUCUCAUACAUGUCGCUUCAGAAGUAUGUUGACAAUCGCAAUCUUAGAAUGUACGAAUUUUCCAAAACUGCCAAGCUAAACAAAAACCGACCUGCAAUGUCAUCUCUUGCACACGUUGCGUAUCCAGAUAUUGUUUCAUUCUGUAUUGACACGUACAUCUCGAAAAUAAUUGUUCCACAGCAGAGUCAGCUCAAUUACAUUGAAACCGAGACGGCUUCUAGUGAUCUGUGGAUGACCGACACUCUUUCCAUGCUUACAGAGCUGGGGUUCGAUCUCAACAAAGCACUGGCUGUCUACAACCUAGCAAUCCCCCCGGAACUGCUAGAGAAAGCAAUCACGCAUAUUAAUAUACGCACAUUAGUUGGACACAAACAGAAGCUUCAUGCUCUAUAUAAGAUCAUCCACACUAACCUACUUGAAACACUCAAAGACAUGUGUCUCACUAACAUCGCCUACCUCUUCAAGAUAAAUUGCAUCAACCUCAUCGUCCGUAAUAUCUGCAUGUUAGAGCUCCUCAUCUCAGAGGAUGAGCGAAAUAACUGCCUUAUGCGGCACCUUAUCGUUAAGAUAGUCGAAGAAGAGAUCCUUAUCUCAGAAGCAGCUAAGAAGCGAGGAAAGAAGGGAAAGAAGGACAAGGGAAAGGCCGAUGAGCGGCCGUCUCUAAUAGAAAUGGUCACACGAGAUGACAUUUUGCAUUGGGAGAAGAACAAUAGCCUGCUUCCAGCCGUUUUUGUCCCCGAGGCCGAAGGAUCAAGACCGAACACCGCUUCAAAGAAGGGUCCCAAGCUAGACAAAACGGCAUUUCCAACCAUGGAUGAAACAGUGAAGGACAUGCUGGCAAAAAUAACAUCCCCAGAUGACAUGUCAUCUAGUGAAACCGAUCUCACCGACUCUGAAUGUGCUGAGAUAGUACUUAAGAAGUCCAGGGCCCAGUCGCGGAACGUCCAUCACUCUACUACCAGGCAGCACAUAUUGGAAGAGGACGAACUCUCGGAGGAAGAACUAAAGAAGAAGGAGAGGAUUGUACGCCAAAUGUCCUCUGACAGGAUUCAGGACGACUAUGACGCUGCUUUUGAAGAUCCCCCUGACACUCCUCUUAUUCCAGAGUUACUUCCUGUCGGAGAGAUGUACUUCCUUAACAUCAUUCGUAUUCCGCCCCAGUUGACAGAAGCGAAUAAUUGGCUAGUUCUACCACUAACUCACACGAGCGUUGAAGAGGCUCAUCAAGCUAAGCUGACAGACGGCUUAGAUCACGAUUUUCUUACAGACGUAGCACAAAACUUAAACUACAAGGCCAUGCCUGAGAAUGACACACAGUUUGUUGCCACACAUGCAGAGCGCUACCAGCCUAUCUCUCUUGAAAGACGCCUUGUCUCUAACACAGUUGAUCGUGAUUAUGCUGAUACACAUUUUCGAUUUGAUGACUCAAUCGGCGAGGUGGAUGACGACGCCUCUUCACCUGUGCGGGACGGGCAGAAGAAGCCGCGCAACAAAAAGCGGCAGACAAACACUCGCGAUCUGAUCUUUACUCUGACGUACGUCGAGCAUCUUCCAUACCCAAUAACCACGCAAAUUAUUCCUAUUUAUCCUGGAUGCACCAUCCUCCGCUGCUCUGAGAUUGCUAAAGAGCGAGCUGCUCUCCUGGCAUUUGAUUCUGUGACUCUAUGGAGCUGGAUACCAAACAUCUUUAACUAUACUCAGUCAACGCUCACUAAGGAACUGUUGGAUGAAAAUGGUGAGCUAGAAGAGACGCUUAAUGUAGACGAUGAACAUCCAGAUCCAAGUGCUCCAGGAGAUGAUCAGCAAGGGGAUAGACAGCCCCAGGACCCCAAACCGGAAGAAGGCGACCAAGCACAGUCGGAUCCUGCACCAGCAAAUGCACUUCCAGGGGCUUUACCAGGUGGUCCCGAACCACAAAAGGAGCAAAUAGAGCCCAUAACACUUGAGUUUGUUCUCCCUCCGGAGCUGUAUGUUGCGCGCAUUCUUACUGCAGAAGAGGCAGUCUAUAGCCUUCAGAAAGCUAUGCUGUCACAUGAUCAGACUUCUUUACUUGGGGUGUAUUUUGUUGGCAUAUGGAAUAUCGCUAUUAAUUCAUGGGAUGUCGAUGGCAUACAGUCUGUCGUCUAUAAGCCCGAGAAGAGGACUGUUGUUGUGAAGUUGCUGAAAACAGGCCCCCUUUCAAUCGUUGCCCUGAAAUAUUCAUCACUUCCCUAUCGUGCUUGGAGCCUCACUCCGUGCUUAGACCGAGGGGACAAUCUUAACAUAGAUGAAUGCGCUGACUUGCUUGGAAAUUAUAUUUACGACCCGACCACGGGCAUGCUUGAAAGCGGUGCCAGUCUGACAAAAACAGGACUGAGUAAUUCAUACUGUGAUGACUUAAUGGAUACCAGAAAAUCGAAUGCACGUGGUCCUAUGGCCUCGAUCACCUCUCAAAAUGGACAGAACUCCAAGAAUGCUCAGUUAACAUCCAUCAGUAACGUUGCCAGCAGAGGAAGGGUUACGUACUACCACCAGGGAGCAACUGGCAAUAAGAUUCCAGUGCCAAAAUUGACAGAACGUUCUAUCCGCCUUUAUAAGCAAUCGGGUGUUGUAGUGCACUCGGUGCUGAUGAAGUUGGCACUACCAUCCGGUAUCCUGCUUUAUCUACGUAUUCUACCGGAGGGCUACGAGAUAGUAGGAUUUACCGAGAUCCCAGGGUUUACAAACUUUGUCGAUAACUUACGAGCCAAUGACUACUUGCCCCAGCAACAGCUAUGCUCCGUACUGAACAUAUCCCACCUUACAACUACUCAGACAAUGUCGCAAUCAUUAGGCAAUAUCAGCCGCACCAAGGGAGCAGCUGCACGUGCCCGGCAGGCAGCAGAGCUGGCCGUGGCCAAGUCGACGUUUGAAGCACAUGCGCACAUACGAUGCCCGCGUGCGUUUAGAAACGUGAUCUUCCCCUCCACAACAGAGCUAUUCUCGGCCUUGACGCGAUCUGGAAUCUUCCUUUCGCACACAUCGGACCAUGAUAUUCUACAGGCAAAUCUACGCCCAAAGAACCGAAAUAUCGAUGUAGAGAUGGCGCGGCAACUCGCUGUCUUAUCAUGCGUUAACCUUUCUGCCUCAACUAUGCCUCUGGUUCAGGUUAUAGGAGCGAGCCCCUGGAACAGACGCCUCCCCAAUGAGCCAAUUCUUCCUCCACCGCAAAACCAGUUCCAGAUCACAGAGGAGAAGUUUGUCGAGUCACUGAAGAGGAGCAGGGGCUGGCUUUCAGAACUAGAGCUUCGUGAGCACGAGAAGGCUGAGAGGAAGAGAGAACGUGCUGAGAAGAAAAGACUAGAACAAGAAGCUAAAAAGCCUGGAUCAACUGUUCCUCCCCCGAAGAAGGUUGAACAGAAGAUUGAAAAGGGAAUGCCGGAACCUCUCGGCCCAGGCACCUACGGGUUUACCAAGCUUACUGUAGACAUCCGUGCAAACGCAGUAGCGGACUUGAAGGUAUAUAUGAGCGAAUACUUGAAGAGCAUUUUUCCGAUUCAGGCUGUUUCAUAUGACCAUUCUGCAUGCUUUGUAGUGGGAUGCAGUGUUUCUGCCGUGGACAUGACUUUACCCCCGUCGUCCUCUACUAAUUCUUUGAACGACAGGCAGACUUCUUCAGCAGGAAGCGUUCUAUCUCUCACCACUCCAAAAUCUGCUGCCAGCGCUCGUGGAAAGCCCGCGCCCCCCGUGCUCGUGGACGACGGCCAAGGCGGCAUGAUCGACGUUUCGUCGGUGUUUGCCGUAAGGCCUGUUUCUACAGCCUACAUGACCAGCGACGAGCGUGCCGAGUUACUCUCACAGACAAGCGACGUCCGGGACCAAGCCCUGACAAAUCUCAUUUCCAAGGGCAUGACCCUCCACGAGUUUUCGAAGACCAUCUACGGCCUGAUCAAGGAGCCGGCGCCAAAGCCUCACCCGCCCGAAUAUACUAAAGCAGUGGAAGACAUCGAAAAGUACAACGCGAAGCACAAAAAAGGAAAGAAAGGAAAACGCUCUAAGAAGGUGGUAGAAGAAGAUGAUCAGGCUGAAGAGCAGAACUACUUCCUGGAACCUCGGGUGACUCAGACGAAGCCGUACGAUACAGUCACGUGCGACUUUUACUCUGCUCUCCAGAACAACGGUCUUUCACUGCGAACGUUUUGCAUAACAGAAGGCAUGCUCGGAGCAGGAAACUUCACCACUCGUGCGUGUGCCGUUCCGUUUUCCCCCGACACUGAAGGUCGGAAGGGAGAACAAUUCUGCCCAGCAAGCUGCUUUGGCUGUGAGAGCCACUCCACUGCACUUCAUGUCAUUCUCUCAAAGCUUCGGAAUCUCGACGCUACCGAUCCGUUUGCAAUCAGCGCGUCCCUGAAAGGUUGCUGCUACGAUCCUGUCCUAGUUAUAAUGGUCUUUCGACUGGUGCAGGCACUGCGCUUGGCGUCCUUGGGAUGA
Molecule: messenger RNA, 7266 nt
Organism: Giardia duodenalis
Lineage: Eukaryota; Fornicata; Diplomonadida; Hexamitidae
Exons: 1
Coding region: 1-7266 (2421 amino acids)
Cellular component (GO): axoneme
Molecular function (GO): beta-tubulin binding; microtubule binding
Source: RefSeq, a predicted model, not a curated record